AUGACAUCUUCAACCCAAAAUAACUCAAAACGAGAAGAUUUGCAAGGUCUUCGAGGUUUGGCUAUAAUGGCAGUUCUUGCCUUUCAUUUUUAUCCAAAUCAAUUUCCGAAUGGAUAUUUAGGAGUCGAUCAAUUUUUUGUUUUGUCUGGUUUUCUGAUGUGUAUGCUGCUCAAAAAAUCUCAAGAAUUACCGAUAUUUUCCUUCUUCACUCAAUUCUACAUUCGUCGUUUCAAACGAAUACUUCCCUUGUAUUUUCAAUUUAUUCUAUGUACAGUCAUUGCUCUCUAUACUAUUUUUCCAACCGCUGCAAUUCUUCAAAAUAAGAUGUCUGCUGGAAAAGCAUUGAUAUUUUUAUCAAAUAGAUCUCCAACGGCAAAUGAGGACUAUUUCAAAAAACUCUCUAUAGCAUUGGAUCUCUUCACCCAUACUUGGUCUCUAUCAGUAGAAGUUCAGUUUUACCUCCUUGUUCCAUUUAUAUUCCUCAUUGGUCGUCUAUUCAGAAACUCAUAUAGAGAGAUAUAUUAUGCAGCAAUAGGUGAGUGUACAUCGAUUCUUUGUUUUAUCGGGUUUCUUGAUGUGUAUGCUGCUCACAAAAUCUAA
Molecule: messenger RNA, 600 nt
Organism: Caenorhabditis briggsae
Lineage: Eukaryota; Metazoa; Nematoda; Chromadorea; Rhabditida; Rhabditidae
Exons: 4
Coding region: 1-600 (199 amino acids)
Biological process (GO): polysaccharide biosynthetic process
Cellular component (GO): membrane
Molecular function (GO): acyltransferase activity, transferring groups other than amino-acyl groups
Source: RefSeq, a predicted model, not a curated record